Messenger RNA from Caenorhabditis auriculariae, 4501 nucleotides. The record is from the annotation of a GenBank genome assembly. Lineage: Eukaryota; Metazoa; Nematoda; Chromadorea; Rhabditida; Rhabditidae.
AUGAUUGAAUAUCUCUAUAACGGUUUGAAGUUCUAUUAAGUCCAUAAAAUCACGGGAAAACGUAAUGAAAAAAGUUUUUAUUGUCGAAAAUCAAAUCUGAUUUCGAUUCUGAACAAGAUUCUGCGUGAAAAAACGGUCGAAGCACAAAGUGCGUCAUGGUGUCGCGGCUUAAAUGGAUACCGUAUGCCUAGAAAUAAGAAAUUUUUUCUUUGACUUUUUUUUUUGAAAUCUUUGUAUUUCAAAUUGCUCGUUUGUCAAAAAACUUGAAAAUCAGAGAACUUUUCUAUAAUAAGGUGCCAAAAAGGUCACAAUAAGCUUCUUAGUCCAAUUUUGUGUCAAGAUCACUACAAUGCCUUUUUCUCACUAUGAAAAGGCUAUCAAACUGUUCCAAGUCUGAUUUUGUUCACUGCCGGAAGUAUAGGUACAUGGCAUUCUGCUGAGCUAGUUUCCGACCGCAACGCGACCGCGCCGCUUCUACCCAUUCCAAAUUCACUUCCUCCCCUACAGUGCCGCGUCCAAUGGAAAAAAGGUGGGCGGAGCCUGUCGGGCGGUUCGUCAUCUCCAACCACCACCAACACCGGCAUGUAUGGAAAAGGGAGAGGCGGAACACGUCGGAAGGAAGAAAAGUGGGCGGAGCCUGGCCUGUGCAGUGGUGGGCAGCGGCUCGGUUGAUUAGGCACGUCGUCGGCUGCUGAGAGGCGCCAUGGAGCAACUUUGGCGCUCCAGUUAUUACCCGUACCCGGGUCAUGCACUUCCAGUCGGCUCCGCCGUUUUCCCAGCAGGUUCUUUUGCUUUUUGUCGUUUCUGAACUUUUGUUUGAAAGUUUCUUUUGAGAGAAAGUAGAGAAAAAUGAGCUGGAUUUUGAAAUUUUUAAUAGUUCUAGGGGGCUCAGAAAGCUUGAUGAGUUGUUCCAAAAAUGAAAAUCACUACAAAACAAAUUUAGGCCGUUAUUAAAUCCGCCUAUUCCAAAAGUAACGGCAAGCUUUUUUUUUCAUCAAAAUUUACCAGAUUUCAAGUUUGAAUUUGUGGAUAACUAUUCUGAUCUACGUUCUGAAAGGGGGAAUUAGAAAAAACUAUACAAGAAAAUAAUUGGAACUAAAUUCCAAAUGAAACUCAUUUUUCUGGGCUCAACUCCCCAAUAGUGAGUUCAUGCUAACCUUAUCCAGCUUCAAAAAAUCAAAAAAGCCCACAUUUUCGAACCUUUUGCUUCAAUUUCCCCAAAUUUCAAGGCUUGACAAGCUUUUUAGAACGGAUAGUGCAUUCAUCACUGUUAUAAGGCUUAUAAUCUUUGAACUCCAAACUUUAAACUGUUAUCAAUAUCCUCAUAUUGAUUUUUUAAGAAACCUCAAGUUUCAGACAGCGGCCACACGGGCGGUCAACCAACUCGGCGGCGUUUUCGUCAACGGCCGGCCCCUUCCGGAUAAUAUUCGGAGUCGGAUAGUUCAGAUGGCUCAUCAGGGCGUUCGGCCGUGCGACAUUUCUAGGCAACUUAGGUUAUUUUGGGCUCUUCGAUAAUUUUUAUCUAACUUUUCCUUCUGAAACUAGUUUCUUAAUAAUUUAAUGUCCAGUAAUGAGUUUUUGUAGGGAAACUUGUUGAUUUCAAUCUUUUUCACAAGAAAUUGGACAAAUUGGACAUGAUUCACGGACUGUAAAUUCAUCAUUCAUUCCUCUGAGGACUCGAAAACGGUAGUAAAAUCAAAAAUCCUAAUUUGAAAGCUGUGACUCAUCUUUUUUCGCUGCGCCCGACCUUUGUGACUCCGUCAGAAGCGAAAUGUAGCCGUCAAAAAGAGCUCUAGAGAAACGUUCCGAAAAAAACCACAGAAAUAGCGGUUCUGAAAAAAAAGGAGUUGAAAUUUUAUUGUGAUCAUGUUCUGCGACGGUUAUGAACGGACCGUUAAAAUUUUCAUAUUCGGCUCGUUGUUCGUCAGAAAACCUAAAAAUCUUUAUCAGAUCAAUAGUAUAAAAACAGAAGUUUAGUUUUCGGAGCCAAAAAUUAUUUUUUCGGAUCAUUUUUUUCGAAAGUGGCUAUGAUAGGAAUAUCCAGAAAUCCUUCACUUUUUAAAAAAAGAUGUUCAUUUUCAGGGUGAGCCACGGGUGUGUUUCCAAAAUCCUCGGACGGUACUAUGAAACGGGUUCAGUAAAACCAGGUAAUCCAUAAAUUAUUGAUUUUGCCAUAAAUUUUUUAGUCGAGAGAAAGAUUUUCUAUUUCCUGAGAAAAUUAGAGAGAUAGUGUGCAAAAAAGAGAGAGUUUCACAGUAACCUACGCUUAUUUCCUGAAAAGCUAGGAUGAAUAGACUACAUUUCAUUCGUUCGAAACCUUCAAAUUUUCCAAAAUUUCCGGCGGUGCCCUCGAUCCGAGGAGGCAAAACACACAGACAUUCGAAAAUGGAAGGAAAAUGUGCCGACGGCCGAAUCAAGGCCGCCGCCGGGGGGUUACGGUGGCUAAAAGUCGCCCCAUUGACAACUUUGUUGCGUGUAGGCCUUCUAUGAAUCCUCGAUUCACUGCUAGCUUGUCACAAAGAGCGUUUAUGGGUUACUGUAAGUUGCUGAAGGAAAACCUUUGUCUCGAGAAUUUUUUCAAAAAAUGAAAAAUUUUCUGCGUAGGCCUUCUACGGUUACUCAAUAGCUCGUUUGUGAAAAAUAGAGAUUUGCAGAUUACUGUAGAUUGGACACGUUUUCGCCAAAAGAAAAAAUGACUUAAAAAACCGACAAGUAAGCCUGCUAGGACGACAUGAUUGCUAGCCACAAAAAUGAGAAGAUUACUGUAGAUUUUUUCGUUUCAAGACCCUUUUUUUUUUGAAAACUUCACUACUUUUCUGAGUAGGCUCCGAUUGCUAGUUUGUCACAUAAAAUACAUAGGUUACUGUAAGUCGUUACAAUGCCUUGCUAGCUGGUCUAAAAAUUAAGAUUACUGUAGAUAGUCCCGGGAUCCUUUUUCUCAAAAAAAAAACGAUUCCAAAAUGAGAAAAAUUUGCUACUCAAGCCUGCCAGGACGACUUGAUUGCUAGUUUAUCACAAAAAUAAAGAGAUUACUGUAAAUCGUUCCAGGAUCCUUUUUCCUCAAAAAGAUGAUUCUAAAAAUUGAAAACUAUGCUACGUAGGUCUGCUAGGGCUUGAUUGCCAGCUUAUCAUUAAAUAUUCAUAUAUUACUGUAAAUCGUUCCAGGACCCUUUUUCUAGUAAAAAAAAAUUCAUAAAAAAAAACCAACUUGAGGCGUGAUCGGCGGAUCGAAGCCGAAAGUUGCGACACCGCGUGUCGUUGGCUGCAUCGCCGCCUACAAACGCGCCAACCCGACCAUGUUCGCCUGGGAGAUUCGCGAAAAGUUGCUACAGGUUAGGAAAAAGUUAAUUCUUAUAAAGAGGUAUUAAAAUUCUUCAAUCUCACCAAAGACAGAACACAAAAAAUUUUUGAAACCGAGUAUCCAAAAAAAUUUGAAGUCAGCUUCUCCGGGCAGUCUAAAAUUCAAAGACGAGAGUAAAAAUUUCUCUAAAUUUACAGGAACACGUCUGCGAUCCAGACAAUGUGCCGUCCGUUUCAUCGAUCAAUCGGAUCGUCAGAAAUAAGGUAAAAAUUUGUCGAUAAAAAUAUUUUAUGACAGUUUUUCUUCUGAAAAAAAUCUGAUUUUUCGGAAGAAUUGAGCUCAAAAAAAUUUGAAAAAGUUCAUCUGAAUGCAAUAUUUUUGCUGAACUUUUUUUGUCAUUCGAAAAAAAUUGUUAAAUUUUGCGCUUCUCCAUUGAGCUAAAAUUUAAUCUUCAACUAAUUUUUGACUGUAUUUCCGCACCUUUUUCUCGAAUUUAUGAGAAAUUUAUCUACUUGAAUGAUUUUUCCUCCAACAAUCCCAUUUUUCCAGGCUUUCAUGGCAUCGACAGCCUCGUUAGACCCGCCCUCACCUCCUCGAUCCUUACCGAACAAUUUCCCUACUGCUGCAGGUGAUUCUUAGUUGAUACUGUUUGAAAUUAUAAUUAUUUUGAAAAAAAUCUUAAAAUUUAAUAGUGAGUUUGAAAAGUUUGAUUUAAACUACCCCAAUACUCUCUGAGGUUCGCCAUCUUCUCAAAAAUCUACUUUUCGAGAUUUGAAUUUUUUUGAGUGCUUACAUUCAGUAUCAGCUCAAGGUUUCCAACCAAUAAAGAAAUUUUGGAGAAUCCUAAAUAUAAAUUUAAAAAUUCACACUUUCCGUCUUUAUGUGGAUUUUUAAUUCACACCUUGAAAUAUGUUUGAAUCAGUUCCUAGAACUUCCAAACUUCAAAGAAGCUUCUCCUCUCCUCAAGCCAAUAAUUAACAAACUAUCCAACUUUCUGCAGCCUACUCGAUCAACGAACUUCUGGGCUUCGAGCAAAAGCACAAGGAAUGGCUCCGCGAGCAUUCCAAAGAGUCUCAACAGCAGCAGGCUCAGCAGGGCCCUCCAGGAGUCCCGCUACCGCCCUCCUUACACCCUCCAGGGGUCUACGCCUGCGAUGAUUGGCUGCGCACGCCUCUUGGCACCUUGCCACAGGCUUACUGA